AUGACAUCUAGCAAAAUUCAAAUACUCAGGACUGUGCAGCAGGUAAGACAAUGGAGAGCCCAGUUCUUUUUGAAUAAUCAGUCGGUUGGCUUUGUUCCCACGAUGGGUGCUCUACAUGCAGGUCACUGUUCAUUAGUGUCCCAGUCGUUACAAGAAAACGACAAGACCAUAGUUUCCAUAUUUGUUAACCCUUCUCAAUUUGGUCCCACUGAAGAUUUAGACAGAUACCCCAGAAGUUUGGAUCGUGAUUUGGAGAUAUUGGAAGAGCAAUUCCAGAGCAAAUCCGUCGAUGCUGUUUUUGUGCCCAAAGUUACCGAGAUGUACCCUAGUGGUAUCACACUUGACGUUGAAAACCAGCGUGGUACAUUUGUGACUGUGCAUGGAUCGAGUGAACAACUUGAAGGGGUCACGAGACCACAAUUUUUCAGAGGAGUUGCUACAGUUGUAACCAAAUUGUUGAACAUUGUUCAACCGACUAGAGUCUAUUUUGGUCAAAAGGAUGCCCAGCAAUGUGUGGUUAUCAAAAACUUGGUGAAGGACUUGCACAUUCCUACUCAAGUGCGAGUUAUGCCCACCUCCCGUGAAGCUAAUGGUUUGGCAAUGUCGUCAAGAAACGAAUACUUAUCAAAAGAAAUGAAAGAUCGCAGUUCUAUCAUUUACAAAGCAUUGAAAAGUGGUGAGGCAUUUUACAAUGAGAAAAGACAAAAGAUGAAAGAGGUUAAGGCAAACGACAUAGUUGCAGAGAUCAAGAAGGGUCUUGUAAGUGAUCCCGAUUUCGAUAUUGAAUAUGUGGCAGUCAGUCAUCCUGACCUAUUGACUGACCUUGAUACCGUCGAGCCUGGAAUGGGAGCUAUAGUUUCCUGUGCUGUCAAAGUACCAAAAGAAAAUAGCGAUGAAAAGGCUAGAUUGAUUGACAAUAUUGUUUUGCAAUAA
Molecule: messenger RNA, 933 nt
Organism: Lodderomyces theae
Lineage: Eukaryota; Fungi; Ascomycota; Pichiomycetes; Serinales; Debaryomycetaceae
Gene: PAN6
Product: pantoate--beta-alanine ligase
Exons: 1
Coding region: 1-933 (310 amino acids)
Biological process (GO): pantothenate biosynthetic process
Molecular function (GO): pantoate-beta-alanine ligase activity
Source: RefSeq, a predicted model, not a curated record